UUCCCCGAGUGCCAGCGCGUUCUUGCGCUGUCGGGGCCGCUGUGUGAGGUCGAGGAGGCCACGGCGACUCGAGGUGGAACGGACCCGAGGUGACCUGGGGGAGGCAAAGGGGGUCGGCAUAGGGCGACUUGGGGUGGUGGUGUUCGGCAAGAGUGGCUGAGGAACGGGGGGUAAUGGGCCCCCUGCACCGCAGCUGACGGACAACGACCGUGCCCUGUGGGACAGCCCCGGACGGCAGCAGCAGCAGCAGCGGUCAUCAUGACGAGCACGGCAGCGGCGGGCGGUCCGUCCCCAGCAGACGGACGAGAGGAGCAGGAGGCAAACGAGACUCCAUCUCCAUCACCGACCUCGUCGGAGUCUCGGGGCUCCGUGUCGAGCAUGGCCGGCAGCUACGCGGGCGACGGGCCCAGCGCUGGGCUGCAGUCGCUGCUCUUUGCCUUCGCUCGCACCUUCUUGUGCCUCUUCCCCACCUACCUGGCCGGCUACCUGGGCAUGAGCUUCAGCUGGAUCUUGCUGGGAGUGAUCGUGUGGCUGGGGUACAAGCGCAUUCGAGCCAGCAAGAAGCAGUUGCUGCUCAAGGAGGAGCAGCUCAGCAGCUUUGAAGAGUUGUGCAUUCGCUCCGGGAUCAAGCACCAGGAUCUGCCUGCCUGGGUGCAAUUCCCAGAUGUGGAGCGAGUGGAAUGGCUGAACAAAGUGUUGGUGCAAGUGUGGCCUUUCUUUGGGCGCUACAUGGAAGGAGUGUUCCGGCAGGCGAUUGAGCCGGCUGUGCGUGGAUCAACCGAUUACCUUAAGACAUUCACCUUUACCAAGCUCCACUUUGGAGAGAAGCCAUUUAAGGUGACUGGAAUAAAGACAUAUUCACAGAAUGUGGACAAGAGGCAGAUUAUCCUUGACCUGCAAAUCAGUUACGUCGGUGACUGUGAUAUCAAUGUGGAAAUCCCAAAGUACUUCUGCAAUGCUGGAGCCAAGCAAGUACAGCUCCACGGCUCCCUGCGCGUCAUCCUGGAGCCGCUCAUCAGCCAGGUGCCGUUCUUCGGAGCGCUCACGUUCUUCUUCAUCCGCCGGCCGCAAUUGAACAUCAACUGGACAGGAUUGACCAAUCUGCUAGACAUCCCAGGGCUCAACAACAUGUCGGAUUCCAUGAUUACCGACCAGAUCGCCAAUCUCAUGGUGCUGCCCAACCGCUUCACAGUGCCCAUCGUGGGCGACUUGGAGCUUGCGGAACUCCGCUUUCCUAUCCCCAAGGGUGUGCUGAGGAUACACCUGAAGGGGGCACGUGACCUGGAACGGAAGGACAACCUUUUGAAAGGGAUGAUUAAGGGCAAGUCCGAUCCUUACACGGUGCUUCACGUGGGCCCGCAAAGAUUCCAGAGCAAGACUAUUCAAAAAAACCUGGACCCUAUCUGGAACGAGGUCUAUGAGGCCAUUGUGCAUGAGGUUCCGGGCCAGGAGCUGGAGGCCACCCUGUUUGACGAGGACCCUGACAAGGAUGACUUUCUGGGCAGUCUGACUAUUGACUUGAAUGAGGUGGCAAAGGAGCGUGUUGUGGAUGAGUGGUUUGUGCUGGACGAGGUGGACACGGGACAGUUGCACCUCAAGCUGGAGUGGCUCUCAUUGCUCACCGAUGCCAGCAGCCUAAACGAGAUUCUGGGCAGCAUUCGUGCCGGCCCAGGUCAGGCCAACGAUGGGCUCUCUUCGGCCCUGCUCGUCGUGUACCUUGACUGCGCACGGAACCUUCCGAGUGUGUUUGCUGGGACAUUAGGCUGUGGCUACUUGCAGGGCCGGCGAGCGUCCGGCCUGGUGUUUUGUGAGAAUACCAGCAGCAUGUCACAGGCACUGUUUCCGAAGAAGAAGGGCACCAACCUUGAGCCCAGCCCGUUCGUGCAGCUCUCCGUCUCUCACACCACAUUUGAAAGCAAGAUUUGUUACAACACGAAUGACCCAGUCUGGGAGCAGCCAUUCACUUUCUGCAUCCACAACCCCACUGACCAAGAUCUCGACAUAGAGGUGAAAGACGACGAUCGGCAGUGCUCCCUCGGCUCUUUCAACCUGCCUCUAAAGCGCUUGCUCGUAGCCGAUGGCAUGACUCUGGACCAGGCCUUCCAGCUGAGCAACUCUGGGCCAAACAGCGUCAUCAAGAUGAAACUGGCUCUCAGGAUUUUGAAGGUGAUGCCUAAGGAAGAAAACUUCAUUCAGGAUGGGCAGAACCUGGUUCGGAAGAAAGUAGGAAAGCCUCGUGGCAAGAAAAAGAAGGAUGCAACAGGGGCUGGCCCUAAGGCCAAUGGCAUGGGUCGCACUGUGGUCGGAGGGGCAGGGGGCUCCCACUCAUCUCUAAGUACCGACAAAGGAGGCGAGGGGCCCCAUGCGCAGGAAGGGCCUUCACCUGGAUUACACGCGGCCACCAGGCUAGCGGCUGGGCCAGGGAAGGAGCCAACGCCGAGCAUUGCGUCGGAUAUGUCCGUGCCGGCUUCCACGCAGGAGCUCCGUCGCCGCGUCCGGCAACUGCAGAAUGAGACUGGUGUUGGAGAGUCUCCUCUCGGGCAAAUUCAGCUCACCAUCCGACACAGCGCACAGCGCAAUCAGCUUGUUGUGGUUGUGCACGCAUGCAAAAACCUUCUGACAGCAACGCAUGAAGGGGCAAACGUGUACGUGCGCAUAUAUAUGCACCCAAACCGCAGGCGGCUGGGGAAAAGGAAGACUUCAACUGUUAAGAAGUCUGUCAACCCUGUCUUCGAUGAGACAUUGGAGUUUACGAUGACACUUGCCGAAGCGAAGGAAAAACACAUUCUAGAUCUGGCAGUCAAGCAUGACGGGGGAUUCCUGGCCAAGGAGGAACUGUUGGGAAAGCUUCAGGUUGACGUGCAGUCCCUUGACCUGACAAAAGGCACCACCAACUGGUACGACUUGACGGUGGACGGAGACAUCCUCAAGAACAAGUGAAGAAGGGAGCGGGAUCACGGCCUCGGGGGGUCCCUUUCACUUGGCUAUGCCUUAUCACACACUGCUGUCACAUACUUACGGCUGUUUAUAGGUUACGCAAUAAACUUUUUUUUUAUUUUAAAAUUUUAAAUCGAAAAUGUGUUACGUAUGUUUUACAUACUUCCGUGUUUGUCUGCACGGUAGCAAAUGUUACGACUGGUCGCUGCUGCCCUGCGCUGGUCAUGACAAUUACCAAGCCUCUCUGCUGGCUUUUCUUUACUUUUAAAGCUUCUGACGCCAAAGCCCAGCUUUACCGGUUCUCCUUCAUCAGCCAUAAUCUACAACUACAGAAACAUCUGCUGUUGAGUGGGUAGGCCCUGUAAUUAAAUAAUAUGAUCAAUGUU
Lethenteron reissneri (Far Eastern brook lamprey) is the source of this 3323-nucleotide messenger RNA. Its product is annotated as extended synaptotagmin-2-like. Gene Ontology annotation, cellular component: endoplasmic reticulum membrane. Gene Ontology annotation, biological process: lipid transport. The record is from RefSeq and is a predicted model, not a curated record. NCBI's taxonomy places the organism in Eukaryota, Metazoa, Chordata, Hyperoartia, Petromyzontiformes, Petromyzontidae. Gene Ontology annotation, molecular function: phosphatidylcholine binding; phosphatidylethanolamine binding; calcium ion binding.